AAUCAUCAAUAAUACAAAACCCAAAAACCCUAACUCUCUCUCUCUACCUUCGACGCACGGUGGGUUUCCCCCUCAUGCGAAGCUUUCUCUCUUCCCUUACCCUACUUUUCUGGAGCUUGAAGACGCUCGAAGUCUUCCGUAUCCGAUACCUCGUGUAUCAUUGGUGCUCUCAUUAUGUCAACUCCCUCGUCCGAUACUAAUUGUGUUACCGAGCUCAGCCAAUCUAUGGUCCAAAUGCAGCGAGACAUGGAGGCACGCUUUUCCUGCCUCGACUCGGUACUCUCCGACCUUCAGGAGGCUUUGCAUGUCACCUCUAGCAGCGCCCGAGGCAAAAAACCUCGAGACGACGAUGCCAACCCUCACAGUGGGGGGUAUACUCCUCGGCCGAGAUUGGAGGCUCCUCGUUGCGAUGGCUCCGAUCCUUUACGCUGGCUAUACAAAGUCAAAGAAUAUUUUGAGUAUUACGAUACCCCACCGGACGACCGCUUGCGGCGUGUCAGAAUGAUGUUGGACGGCCCGGCGGCCGACUGGUUUCGUUGGCGAAAGAAUAAUAAUCUUUUGGAUGGUUGGGCUGACUUUAUCACCAAAUUUAAGCUUCGGUUUGACAUGUUACACUACGUGGAUUACUUUGGGCAAUUGGCUCGUAUGCCUCAAACCAGGAGCGUCAUGGACUACGAGACGGCUUUUGAAAAAUCCUGCCGAAUGUUACAGACGCCAGUGAAGCCCACCUACAAUCCUUGUUCCAUUCUGCUUCUUCACGUCCCCUCGCUCCUACCCUACGGCCCCCUACUGCCCACUCUGAAGAGAGCUGAAUUGGAGCCCACGCCGACAUCCCCAUUCCGCACUCUCACUCGUGCCGAGCGCGCCGCAAAGGACGCCAAGGAGCUGUGUUAUAACUGCGACCAGAAGUGGUCGCGUAACCACCGUUGUAGUCCGUACCUCCUUAUGAUCCUUGAUGAUGAUGACACUGAAGACACUACCGAUGGGGUUGCCCAAGAUGAGGUCGCUGUCACAGCCCGCAUAUCUAGUUUGAACAGCAUGGCCGGGGUUACGACCCCCCGCUCCCUGCGACUCUUCGCUACAGUCUCCGAUCAAAGUUUGGUUGUUUUAAUCGACGGCGGGAGCACUCAUAAUUUCAUCCACCCCACGCUCGUCGAACGACUUCGGCUUCCGGUCUUGGAUAUUGUACCCUUUAAAGUCUACGUCGGCAAUGGCGCCUAUCUGCUCUGUUCAAAGCAAUGCAUGGAUCAACUUGGAAGGGUUUCGCACGAUUAUGCGCAACUCACGAUGAAGUUUGUAUGGAACAGCACAACUAUCGUUCUCCAAGGAGAAACCCAACUGCCCAAGGCCAUAUCCGUGAAUUGCCUCUACUCUCCUCACACCAGACAGGAGCUCACGGACUGUUUUGAGGUGCUCCUCCUGGAAGACAUGCCGAAGGGGUCUGACGGCGUUGAAUUUCCUCCGUAUUUGCCCUCCCCUCAAGUCUGCCCCCAAACCGGCCAGUGGACCACCGGAUUUGCUUGCAUGCAGGGGCUACCUUUGUCCAGCCCCGUCCAUGUCCAUGCCGUCUGCACAAUCCUACAAGGCGGCACCCCGUUGGUUCAAGGGUUGGUUGAAUGGUCUGAUGGCACUCUUGACGACGCCACUUGGGAGCCGGUGGAACACUUGCACCAGAACUUUCCCCACUUACACCUUGAGGACAAUGUGGUGCUUGAAGAGGUGGGGAAUGUUAUGAGCCCAACUUCACCACAAGACGAUAGGCUUUUGGGAGGCGUAGCGUUGGAGCAGGUGCAGCGCAGUCAACGCUCGCGAAAGCCACUAGGGUGGCAACGAGAUUAUUCUCUCUAAAUAUUAUUAUUUUAAUUUACUCCUUUUAAUUAUGUAAUUUAGAUUUUCUUAUGAGAGCGAAAUUAUAAGCUUCUUCGAGGGUUUCUUUACGGUUCUUUACCUCGUCGCUCUUUUUGAACCGUUAGGAUAGAUAACCUAGUUUAAAUAGGAUUAGGGUUUUACUUUCACCUAUAAAAGGGGAUGUAUUCC
Molecule: messenger RNA, 2037 nt
Organism: Cuscuta campestris
Lineage: Eukaryota; Viridiplantae; Streptophyta; Magnoliopsida; Solanales; Convolvulaceae
Source: the annotation of a GenBank genome assembly